UCUAGACUUCGCCGUCUCCUCGCUCUCGCGCAGCUCUGGAAAGUUCGCUGAGUCGAUUCAGUUUCCAGCGGCGGCCCGAUCGUUAUAUAAACGCCUCGCGGAGCCCCUGUGCGUUCCCAAAAACCACAUUUAUCGGCCGCUGACUGUCACAAUCGCGCUAUAGCUCAGCAAAUCCGCCCCUAAUACCGAAAUUAAAGCCGUUUAGCCCUGCAGACGUCGAGUCUUCAGUGAUUUCUACACGUUAACUGUUGAAGGAAAGACCUCGGUGAGGAGACUCAGUCUGCAUUUUGGAGCUGUUUUGAAGGUAAUAUCCAUAUUAAAGCGAAGAUGACUGCAGAGGAGGUGGUGAAUGAAGGUUGUAGCAUCCCCAUCGAGGGUGAAGACAUCACCCCGAAGAAAGAUGGAGGGGUUUUAAAGUUGGUCAAGAAGGAGGGUACAGGCACCGAGUUGCCUAUGAUUGGCGAUAAAGUAUUUGUGCACUAUGUCGGAACACUGCUUGAUGGCUCACAGUUCGACUCCAGCCGUGAUCGAGGGGAAAAGUUCUCCUUUGAGCUGGGCAAAGGUCAGGUGAUCAAAGCAUGGGACAUCGGUGUGGCUACGAUGAAGAUUGGCGAGAUCUGCCAAUUGACAUGCAAACCUGAGUAUGCAUACGGAGCUGCUGGCAGCCCUCCAAAGAUCCCACCUAAUGCUACUCUUCUGUUCCAGGUGGAAUUGUUUGACUUUCGUGGGGAGGACAUCACAGAUGAUGAAGAUGGUGGAAUUACCCGCAGGAUCAUCACGAAAGGGGAGGGUUACACAAAGCCUAAUGAGGGUGCAACUGUGGAAGUCUGGUUGGAGGGCUCUUAUGAGGAUCGUGUUUUUGAUGAGCGUGAGCUGAAGUUUGAAGUGGGAGAUGGUGAGAAUUUGGGUCUGCCACUGGGUGUGGAGAAAGCCCUGCAGGCUAUGGAGCAGGGAGAGGAGGCACUCUUCACCAUCAAACCAAAGUACGGUUUUGGAACUGCUGGCAGCGAAAAAUACAACAUUCCACCUAAUGCUACACUGCAGUACAAAAUCAAAAUGAAAGCAUUCGAAAAGGCCAAAGAAUCCUGGGAGAUGAACACGAUUGAGAAACUGGAACAGAGUGUCAUUGUCAAAGAGAAAGGAACUCAGUAUUUUAAGGAGGGAAAAUACAAGCAGGCGACUGUGCAGUACAAACGCAUUGUUUCCUGGUUGGAGCACGAGAGCAGUAUGCAGCCAGAUGAGGAGGAGAAAGCUAAAGCACUGCGAUUGGCUGCUCACCUCAAUCUGGCCAUGUGCUACCUGAAGCUGCAGGAUGCAAACCCCGCCCUCGAGAACUGUGACAAGGCACUGGAGCUGGACGCCAAUAACGAGAAGGCUUUAUUUAGGCGAGGAGAGGCUCUGGUUGUCAUGAAGGAGUUCGACAGGGCGAGAGCAGACUUCCAGCGUGUCAUUCAGUUAUACCCAGCCAAUAAAGCAGCAAAGAGCCAGAUCAUGAUCUGCCAGAAACACAUGAAAGAGCAACACGAGAAGGACAAACGCCUCUAUGCCAACAUGUUCCAGAAGUUUGCAGAGAGAGACGCCAAAAAGGAAGCCGAGCAAGAGAAAGAGCAGGAUAAGAAACAGAACGGUAGUGCAAUGGAAAUAGAUGAAAACGCAGCCCAGGAACAAACCGCAGCAUAAUAGCGUGCGUUUGUAUUAUUUACUGUCUUUUGUGGGUUUGUUUUGUUUUUUUAAGAGGUUAUUUUGUACCUUCUAUGAUUUCCGCCCUCUUGAAGCGACUGUGUUUAUGCGAGUGAGGACGCGUACACACUUUAGUUUCUAAUCUGUUGUAAAGACUUGUUUUUUUUUUAAGGACAGCUUUCCACAUUUAAUGUUUAUGACGUAUCACAACUGGAAGCCUUUGGAUAGUGAAUUUCUGCUGAAGUCUUACAAGCGUCUUAGAGAAACCACGCACUUUUCCUGUGAAGAAGAGUUUAGUCUUUGCUUUGUUAGUUUUGUCUGUAGGUCUUUUUUUUUGGUGAUACUGUUCUUAGCGGAGAAACGCCAUCAACAUGGGGCUGAGAUGUCAUUUUUAAAUGCAAGGUGAGAACAUGAACUUUUUUCCCCUUUUUCAUCUUCUUGUUGAACAAGAUUCCCCAUGAUUUCUCCAUGAUUGCACUUGCGCACUGUAAUGAUCAUGGCAGAAGAGGCUUGCUUUACACUGUGUGGCAGGAUUACUGUACUGAAUGAGAGACAUACAGAUAGUUCUGUUCCCAUGUCCUUGAUGCUCUUCUGAUGUUGACUAGAACAAUAAAACAAGCUCUGAAUCCUC
Molecule: messenger RNA, 2311 nt
Organism: Danio aesculapii
Lineage: Eukaryota; Metazoa; Chordata; Actinopteri; Cypriniformes; Danionidae
Gene: fkbp4
Product: FKBP prolyl isomerase 4
Exons: 10
Coding region: 328-1680 (450 amino acids)
Molecular function (GO): peptidyl-prolyl cis-trans isomerase activity; protein binding
Source: RefSeq, a predicted model, not a curated record